Prorocentrum cordatum is the source of this 1161-nucleotide messenger RNA. Lineage: Eukaryota; Dinophyceae; Prorocentrales; Prorocentraceae. The record is from the annotation of a GenBank genome assembly.
AUGGCUGGAGGCCGUGUCUUUGCUCAGGGAGAUUCGGGAGGCGAAGUUGGAGCCCGACGUCAUCUCUUCGGCUACAACGCUGGGAUCAGCGCCUGCGAGAGAGGGAAGCAGUGGCAGCGGGCUCUGGCGUUGCUCAGCGAGAUGCGGGAGUCUAGGUUGGAGCCCGACGUCAUCAGUUAUAGCGCUGGGAUCAGAGCGUGCGAGGUCAGCGAGUUGUGGGCCAAGGCCCUGGACCUGCUCGAGUCGAUGCUGGGAGCCCGUGUGGACCCUGCUGCCGCCGGCAGCCCAGACGAAGGCUUGUACGUGCACGACGUCGAGGCAGGUGGCCCUAAGGACGUCUUCAAGCACAUCGUUCUCGUGGCGCUGCUGCAGCAGAUGGCGGCGGGCGCAGAUCCCUUCACCUUCAUUGACAUGCACGCCGCUUCUGGUGUCUACAACCUCAGUUCCGAGGAGACGCUCCGAUGUCGGAUAUUGGAAAGGGGCGUGCUCCGGCUGUCACACGCAGCUGAAGGCAGUGGCAAGGGUCUGGUUGCAGAUUACUUGGCCGCGGUGUGGAGGUGCAACAAAGCCCUGGACUCCUCCUCGCGAGCCCUGACCCUCUACCCAGGAUCGCCUGCGCUGGCGUGGCAGUGGCUGAGGCCACAGGACACCGCCGUUCUGUUCGAGGCCGCCACGGAGCCCUACGAGGCCCUGAGGCGAACCUUCUCCUUGCUGGACCGAGGGGUAGGUCGCCGCCUCUCGCUGCUGCACGACGACUCCUACAUGCGGCUCACCUUUGGGCCCUGGCCUUGGCCCAGCGGGCGGCAGCUGGUACUCCUGGACCCGCCAUACGAUUCCAUACAAUCCCACGGCACAUGGAACGUUUUCGUCCUCAGGCGCCUACUCCAGAGGUCGCCCUCCAGCUGCGUGGCCCUGUGGUACCCGCUGGUGGACCAGGAAAAGGUCGCGAGUCUGCACAGCCGGGUCCAGAGCCUCGCCGCAGGCAGCGUGCUGGUGGCCGAGAUGUGGCUCGAGGGCUCGUGGCCACGCGGAGAGGCCCUGCAGGGCUCGGGGAUACUGGUCGUGAACCCGCCCCCUGCAGUGCACGCGCAGCUCCUCGCGGCUCUGCCAGAGCUCCAGGGGGCGUUGGGGGCCACGGGCUCCCGGGUGCUGUGGCUGUGA